AUGUUGGAAGCCACAGUUAAAGCGGGAGAUUCCUAUGCUUGGAGGAGCCUAAUGAAAGGGGUUGAUCUUUUGAAACAGGGAGUUCGGUUCCAGAUUGGUACGGGGUCUAGUGUUUCUGUGUGGAAUGACCCAUGGUUGCCGCGCCCAUACACGUUUAAACCUUACUCAGGGGUAAUGGAAGGGUUGGAAGAUUUGAUGGUCGGUGAUUUGAUUGACCCGGACACGUCGACUUGGAUGGUAGAUCUGUUGGAGGAAUUGUUUUACGCAGAUGAGGUGGAGAUGAUCCGGAAAAUUCCAUUGAGUAUACGGAGCCCAGAUGAUAGACUUAUAUGGCAUUUUGAUAAGCACGGCCUCUAUUCAGUGAGGAGUGGUUAUCAUUUGGCUGGGGGUGUAAACGCAGACCAGUCUCGUGGGUCUUCUUCAAGUCCAGCGGGUUCGAACAAGACAUGGAAGCAAGUCUGGAAGGUACGUGUCCUGCCUAAGGUUAAGAGUUUUGUGUGGCGACUCAUGAGAAAUAUUCUUCCUACAAAGGUGGCUCUAAGUAAGAAGAUAUGCAUGGAAGAGCAGCUGUGCCCGUUUUGUCGAACUGAAAACGAAACAGCGUUGCAUCUGUUUAAAGAGUGUAGCGGAGCUGCAUGCAUGUUGAUUAUUAGUCCAUUAGGGCUGCGGGCCAGAAAUCAUGGAGCCAAUAACAUGGAAGAGUGGGUGGUAGGCAUGAUGGAUGUGCUAACAACGGGGCAAGUGGAGAUGUUUUUUAUGCUACUGUGGGCCCUCUGGGUUGAGAGAAAUAACAUGGUAUGGCAAGGAACAAGUUUUGAUCCCAUCAAUACGGUGACUUGGUCAAUGUUACUCUUACAAGAAUAUCAAAACUUACACCCAUGUGAGACGAAACUGAAGAGAAGGAAGGUGUCAGAAAGGUGGAAGUUUCCACCAAGUGGGAGACUCAAGUUAAAUUUUGAUGGGGCUUAUAGAGAUGAUGGAUGGGGGGGAGCAGGAGUAAUUGUCAGAGAUGAGCAAGGGGAGAUCCGACAUAUUUAUCGAGAAGCAAAUAAUGCGGCCCAUAGAUUGGCGUGUUUUGCUAGUCUUGAUAGAGUAGUAGAGCUACGCUUAGCUGAGGCACCUGUUUAUAUACAUGAUGUCCUCUUUGAGGAUAAGUGUAAUGCUCAGAGUGAGGCACGAGUUAGAGGUUCUUUGUCCCUCUCGGAGCUACACUCUAAUUUUAAUAUAAAUAAUGGGUGUGAGAAUGAGCCUCUUCUGGGCUGA
This is a messenger RNA of Fragaria vesca subsp. vesca, 1263 nucleotides long. RefSeq names its product putative ribonuclease H protein At1g65750-like. The record is from RefSeq and is a predicted model, not a curated record. The coding region runs from base 1 to 1263 and encodes 420 amino acids. Lineage: Eukaryota; Viridiplantae; Streptophyta; Magnoliopsida; Rosales; Rosaceae. The transcript has 2 exons.